Messenger RNA from Parasteatoda tepidariorum (common house spider), 5281 nucleotides. Its product is annotated as lysosomal cobalamin transporter ABCD4. Gene Ontology annotation, molecular function: ABC-type transporter activity; ATP hydrolysis activity; long-chain fatty acid transmembrane transporter activity. Gene Ontology annotation, biological process: fatty acid beta-oxidation; peroxisome organization; long-chain fatty acid import into peroxisome. Gene Ontology annotation, cellular component: peroxisomal membrane. The record is from RefSeq and is a predicted model, not a curated record. Lineage: Eukaryota; Metazoa; Arthropoda; Arachnida; Araneae; Theridiidae.
GGAAAAUAAACGAACAAAAUAAACAGGUGAUUACCAUAAACAAAAAAUCGGUGGAGGUGGAUAUGGUAAAAGACUAGUAGUUUCAGAAGCAGUUAUUAGGGGGAUGUUAUUAGCUAUUAAAGUUUUAUACCAUGGAUAUUGAAGCUGAAAAAUCUAGUCUUUAUGAAAACCACUCCUCUUCCUCAAGCUCAAAAAGCAAAGGAUGCGGUAUAUUUACCAUUCGUCGACUAAAAAGAAUUUUAAAAAUUAUAUUUUCAGCUCACCUCAAUAUAUGGUUGUUAGUAUUAAUUUGCUUGUUUGCUUUAUUAGAACAAUAUCUUGUUUACAAUGUUGGCAUCAUUCCUAGCGGCUUUUAUAAAGUUCUGGGUGAAAAGGAUUUGAACGGAUUUUGGUUACAAGUUUUGAAAGCCUCUCUUAUAAUAAUUGCCAUCUGUUUUGUGAUAAGUUGCAAAAAAUACAUAAUAAACGUGUUUUAUGUUUCUUCCAGAGAAGUACUCACUGACAAACUCCAUUCUAUGUAUUUCAACAAGAAUAUAUUUUAUAUUAUGAAUACUUUUAAGUAUGAUUUUACUGACAAUCCUGAUCAACGAAUUACACAAGAUAUUGAUAAAUUUUGUAAACAGUUUAGUUCUGUCAUAAAUCCCUUUGUUAUAUUCCCCUUUACUACAGCUUACUAUUCAUACAACUGUUAUCAAUCUACUGGCUGGAUCGGCCCAGUGGGGAUUUUUUUAGUUUUUUUAAUUUCUGCUGUUGCCAAUAGAUUGUUAAUGAAGCCUAUAAUGAAUCUUAUUAUAAAACAAGAAAAAUGUGAAGGGAACUUUAGAUUCAAGCACAUGCACGUCCGUACGAAUGCAGAGUCAAUCGCAUUUCAGGAUGCCAAUUUUUCAGAAUUUUCUCGAUCAGAAAAGAAACUGUUGCAGUUGAUUGGCACACAGCAGUCUCUUUAUUUAAGAGAAUUUCCAUUAGAUAUUUCAGUUAAUAUAUUUAGUUACAUCGGAAGUGUUAUAAGCUAUUUAAUACUUGCUUUACCUAUUUUCACUGGGAAAUAUGAUAAUUUAACUCCUCCAGAACUUAGUGCCCUAAUUAGUGUAAAUGCUUUUGUAUCAAUUUAUUUGAUAUCUUGUUUUUCAAGCAUUAUAAACAUAUCAACAACUAUAGGUGAGUUAGGAGGGUUGAUUCAUCGAGUUUGUGAAAUAUUAGAUGCUAUGGUUCCAAAAGAUAAAAAAGAAACUUCUGAUAAAGAAUUUGAAGGAGGUUGCAUUUUGAAGCCAAAAGCAUUAGAAUCUUUUGAAAUGGAAAAAGAACCAGCAAUUCAGUUGAGCAAUGUUACGUUCUGUGCACCAAGAGAUUCAAAAACAUUGCUUUAUGACCUUUCAUUGGAGAUAAAAAUUGGAACCAACAUGCUAAUUACAGGAAAUAGUGGCAGUGGCAAAACUUCUUUAUUUAGAGUUAUUAAAGGCUUGUGGCCAAUUCUUGAGGGCCACAUCAUAAGGAAACUCCCUUUCCACCCGUCCACUAUUUUUUUCCUACCACAACAUCCGCUAUUAUCUGAUGGUAGUUUGAUUGAACAACUUGUUUAUCCUUUGGGAAUUACUGGAGGAUCACAAUUCCAGAAAAAUGAAGAAUUUAUAAAUCGUGUGAUUAGCUAUUUAAGAUUUGUUGACCUUGAACAUCUACUUGAGAAAGUUGGUUUGUUUGAUGAAGUCGAGUGGAACUGGUAUGAUGUACUAUCUCCCGGUGAAAUGCAGCGCCUCAGUUUUGUUCGCCUUUUCUGCCACCGUCCCAAACUAGCAUUUUUAGAUGAGGCAACAAGUUCCAUUGGAUUGCAGCUUGAGGAAAAACUCUACCGAAAAUGUAUGGAACUUGGCAUUACUCUUAUAAGUAUUGGACAUAGGUCAAGUCUUGCUCAGUUCCAUAAUUCUUUCCUACACUUGGAUGGGGAGGGAGGAUGGACUUUUAAUUUAACUCCUGUUACGGAACUUUAGCAAAUGUUUCUGAUAAAAAGUAUUAUUUGAUUCAGCAUCUCAAUUGGAUACAUUUGUGUCUUAAUUUAUUUGCGUCGUCAAAUUACUUUUUGAUUUUUUUUUUUUUACUGUAAUUGUUCCUAAAUGUUUACUAUGUUAAGAUUAUUUUAUGCCAAAUCACAGGAAAUUUGUAUGUUUCAAAACAUUUUUUGAAGUUUAUUGAUAAAUUCAUGUUUUAUACAGUUAAUUGAUAAAAUGGCUUUUUUUUUAAAUCUUUUAAUUUUGUUAUGACCAUGUUUUUAUUGGGUUGAUUUUAUUCAUAUUAUCAUUUUGUUUGAUGACCUCUAAAAAAAGAAUGUAUGAUAAUUAUACUAAAUCAUUCACUACUUUCCGACUUUGAUAAUUUAACCAUGUAUUUAGGAUCUGAUCUAGAAUUGUGGGGGCCCUAGGCAUAAAACUGUCAGGGACCCCUUGGUCGUUGCUUUGAACUGAAUUUACAUGUUGUUUGAUUGAAGUGUUUUUAAAUUAUUUAUAAAUUACAAUAUAUCUGUAAAUUUCAGCUUAUAAAUAUUUAAAUUUUUGUCAUCUCAUAGCUCUGUAGACAAUUCUUAUGGAAAAACACAAAAAGGAAUAAUUGUAACACUUAGGGGACCCCAAAAAAUGUGGGGACCCUAUUCCUGGGCCUCUCAGGCCUUGUGAUAAAUCAGGCACUGCCAUGUAAUGUAUACCAACCCUUUACUAUAUACAUCAAACAUUUUUAUAGUUUUAUCGUAGCAAAUUAAACUUUUAAAUUUUCUUACUUUUCUAAAUAAAAGUUAUAACAAGAAAAACGGAUUUGUUCCUACCAGAAAUAAGCAUAUGUAAUAUUUUUCUACAAUAAAUUUUCUAAUACAAACUUUCUAAUAAAAAUAAUUUUAAAAAAAACUUAAAUAAGAAAAUAUUAAAAUUUUGUCUAAAUGUACAGUGAUCUUUAAACAACUUUUGAGGAUAAUGUAGGUUUUUAUUUUUUUAAAUUUUAAUUAAAAGUGAUUAUUUAGUUCAUAUUUAAUUUAUGGUUAAGGUAAGGUCAUAAUCUAGGGUAACAUUCUGAAUACAUUUAAAAAGAUCUUUUAAAAUUAGUUUUAUUUUUUUUACUUAAAAUUAUUUAGAUUAUGUAAAAAGAUAUCAGCAGUUUUUAUAGGAUAGAAAUUUUUGAAUAUGUAAAAUAUUUGAGUCUGUAAUUUUCCAAUAAUUAUGUCAAAAGAAACCACUUAUUUUCAGGGAUAAUUUUCUUUGCCAUAUGUAUGGGACACAAGUGCCAAAUGUAUGACUAGCAUACCAAGAGUAGAAUGAUUUAAAAUAAUCUGUCUACCAGACAGUAAAAAUUUGACUAAAAAUUUUUUUUUUAAUUUUUAUAAACCACAGUGUUUCUGAGAACAUGCAUAAUUGGGAAUAUUGAGUGUUAUUUUUUUUUUAUCCCAGUGGUAUAGCCAUUAGGGAGGAGGGUCAUAACUAACUCCCUGUAGAGUUGAAAAAUCUCAGAAAUUUUAGCAAUUAAUUUUCAAUAAAAUAAAAUUCUAUGUUUUAUUUUUAAUAUAAAUACUUCCUUAAGCUGUGAUGAGAUUGUAAUAAAAUUGUCUCCUAAGCUUAAGAACCAUUUCAAAUGAAAGAAAAUUUUUUAAUCUUUUAUCAUGAAUUAGAAAAAUUCUUACUGUAAUUCUUACGCUUUAUCUUAUUACAAUUUAUACUCUUUAUUCUUACUAUAAUUUUUGAAACAGAUUCGAACUCACUUAUAAUUUGUCCUGAUUUAUUAGACCCUGGAUUUAGCAAAGAAAUCUAAAUACUUGGUUGGUACAAUGUUAAGUCUUUUGGAGAAUAGCUUGUCAUUUAAGAGUAUAUCUUCUAUUAGCGGGCAAUGUUUUUGAGAUUUGUAAAAUUUCUACUUCAUUUCACUUCAUAAUAAAUAAAUGUAUUAAGUAUAUUUUUAAUUAUGAAAUUUAAUGAUUUUUUUCUGGAACUUAGUUUCUACAAGUACUUAGUUGUAACGGGCAAAUAUUGUGAUCUUUUCAUGCUUAUUUUAAGGGAUUUCAACUGUAAUGAAGCAUUUAUCACAACUAUUGACUAAUGAAAAAUUUUUUGUUACAUGUGCAAUGUUUAUUGCUGGGACCAACAGUUUUUCAAAAUGGCUGACCACUCAAAAAUCAAAGAAUAUUUUUAAAAAAUUGGCCAUUUAAUAAAAAUAAAGGUCAGAAAAGUAGGUUUUUUACUACAAUAUAUCAUCAAAGUGAUCUAUUAGCAAAAUAAUCAUGUUAAUAAAGUCAUGUCAAUAAAUGUUACACCAUUACGAUAUUUUAUUUAUCUCUAUGUAUACACAUGGUGCGUAGCAUUUUAAAAAAGUGCUUAGUCUCGUUUUUUGAAAGCCCUUAACGGUGCUUUUCUCAUAUGUUUUUUUUGGAAAGUGCUUAAUAUUUCCUUUUUGAAAAUGAGAUUUUUUUCUUUUGUUGAUUUUCGCCAUACAUUAUGCAAAAGCAUGGUUUUCACAUUGUUCUAUUCAUUGUUUUUACAUUUCAUUCAAGCACAAUCGAUUUCGUCGUACCGCUGGUCCGUAGCGAAUGAAAGCGCCAAUAAUUUUACAUCAUGAAAUUCUUACGAGUCCGCAAGUACUUCUUCUGAGCUGUGUUUAGUGAGAUUCUAGCACUCUCAUGUGCAACUUUGCUGCAUUUUGCUAGAUAUUCUCAAUUUCAGGCUUCAUUUCAGGCUACCACUCACAUGCUCAUGAAUUGCAAACAUGUUGUGCCAAAUUAAUGAUUACAUUUAAACAACAUAACAGUUAAAGUGCCUAAUGUGAAUAAGGUUAUCAUUUGCAUAUUUGAUUCCUGACAGUUUAAGGAAUAUUACCUCUUAAAUAUCGUUUGUUAUGCUAAACCAUAAGAAAAAAAAAGAAUUCAUUAAAAUAAUUAGGUUUUCUUUAUUUUGAAUAGUGUCAAAAAUGUAAUAUUAGUAAAGUGUUAUUUUUUAAUCUAUGUGCAAUAAAAAGCAAGACGUUGUAUACAAUCACAUAUUUUUGUUAAAAUAUUAUUUUCCUGAUUGAAUGAAGCAAUUGUUUUUAUAAAGUUUUCUGUAGAUUAUAAGAAAGAUGUUACUAUUUUUGUAUACAUUUGUAUUCAAAUAUAUAUUUAUUUUCUACUAUUAAAUAUUUAUACUUUUUCUAUACAAUCAUGUUUUUUUUAUUGAAAUAACUUUAUGUUUUUGUCUUUGAUUGUCAAUAUUAUCCGAUGGCUCAAUAUGUCUUUUUUAUUGUAUGUAUAAUUCAUCAAUAAAGAUAUUUUAUAUCUUUA